This is a messenger RNA of Morone saxatilis (striped sea-bass), 748 nucleotides long. RefSeq names its product fibroblast growth factor binding protein 2b (gene fgfbp2b). Gene Ontology annotation, biological process: cell-cell signaling. Gene Ontology annotation, molecular function: growth factor binding. NCBI's taxonomy places the organism in Eukaryota, Metazoa, Chordata, Actinopteri, Moronidae. Bases 74 to 748 code for a protein of 224 amino acids. The transcript has a single exon. The record is from RefSeq and is a predicted model, not a curated record.
GAGGAGGAGCAGGAGACAGAAAGGAGAAGAGAGGUUGUGGGGACAGCCUGUGGACCCCAGGAGCAGAGAGGAGAUGAUAAACAACAACAACAACAAGCAGCAGCAGCAGCAGCAGCAGCAGCAACGCAGCAUCUGGGAUGAGCCCGUCAAAUUCAGCACCAAGACCAAAGACUCCUGUUCCAUGGUGGUGUCUGGAGCUGGGGACUAUACCCGCCUGCGUGUCUCCUGCAAAGGUCCGAGCCAGGGCCAGACCCCAGGACGCUCCUACUACUGCGACUUCCAGGGCAAACCCAACCUGUGCCGCGCCUACAACCUCAACCCUCGCCACUUCUUCACCCAGAUGAUGUGGGACAUGAGAAAGCUGAGCCACGCCUGCCAGGGACCCAAAGUCUACCGCCCACAGAUGUGUAAGAAAUACCCCGACGAGGCCCAGAUGACUUUCUUGGCCUCCUGGCCCAAGACCACCACCCCUAAGCCCUCCAAGCCCGUCCAGGAGCCGCGUAAACCGGUGGUGCCCGCCCCGGCAAAGCCCGUCACUACUCCUAAACCCGUCAAGCCCCAGCCACAGCCUGUCAAACCCCAGCCAGGCAAGGGCCCCCAGACCAAGAAGACUACUCCCAAGCCUGGGAAGACCACUACUCGUCCCACAGAGCAGACUGAUUCCAAAGUAUCCCGCCUCGCCAGCGAGUACUGCUGGAAGAGUUUCCACGGUGUCUGCUCCUACUUCAUCAGCUGGUUCCAAAACUGA